Molecule: messenger RNA, 2097 nt
Organism: Fomitiporia mediterranea MF3/22
Lineage: Eukaryota; Fungi; Basidiomycota; Agaricomycetes; Hymenochaetales; Hymenochaetaceae
Product: aryl-alcohol-oxidase from pleurotus Eryingii
Exons: 11
Coding region: 47-1867 (606 amino acids)
Molecular function (GO): flavin adenine dinucleotide binding; oxidoreductase activity, acting on CH-OH group of donors
Source: RefSeq, a predicted model, not a curated record
GGCUAACUUGCUUCUCCAGCCGGCCCUUGGGUAUUAUUUCGCUAGUAUGCCUUGCUUCACGCGUCGUCUGCUUGCAUUCUCUCAGCUCUUGCUCUUCUUCGUAUUGACUUCUGUCCUGUUCGCGCAUGCCAAACUAUAUACGGACGUUGAUCAGCUUGAAAAGGAUGAGUAUGACUUCAUCAUCAUUGGUGGAGGCACUGCAGGAAGCGUGCUAGCUAACCGGCUGUCAGCAAAAUCAGAGUUCUCAGUGUUAGUGAUUGAAGCUGGUAUAUCGAAUGAAGGGUUCCUACCUUCAAUGGUACCAUUCCUAGCGCCGACUAUGGUUCCAAAUUCGUCGGCAACUUGGAAUUUCAGUACUGUACCGCAGGCUGCAUUGGAUAAUCGUGUUCUGCCUUAUCCAAGGGGCAGGAUAUUAGGUGGAAGUUCGAGCGUUAACUUCAUGAUUUAUACACGGGGCUCUGAUGAGGAGUACGAUCGUUGGGCUAACUUGACCGGCGACUGCGGCUGGGAAUGGAAAAAUGUCGCUCAGUAUUAUUUCAAGAGUUCUCGGCUUGUCCCACCUACUGACAACCAUAACACAACCGGUCAAGUGGACCCUUCUGCGCACGGUUUCGGCCCCGUGGAAAUCAGCUUACCAAGUUUUCCGACGGAGAUAGACAAUCGUGUCAUUAAUACUAGCAAGAGUGGUAUCCCCGAUUUUCCCUUCAACUUGGAUAUCCAAUCUGGAAAUGGUGUCGGUUUCGGGUUAACGCAGGCAACCAUCGGUAACGGGGAACGCAGCAGUGCCGCGACUGCAUACCUAGACCCUGUGCUCAGUCGUUGUAAUCUCGACGUCCUCGUACAGACUACAGUAAUGAAGGUGCUGUCGACGAGCCGCUCAAGGCAUGGAAAACCCUUGUUUGAUAAGGUCGAAUUUGCACAAGGGCCCAAUUCAAAACGAAAGAUUGCAAUGGCUAAAAAGGAAGUUAUACUCUCAGCAGGGUCCAUUGGUACUCCGCAGAUUCUACUCCUUUCGGGAGUAGGAAACAGCACAACCUUGAAGUCUAUGCACAUCACCCCGUUAAUUGACCUUCCGGAUGUUGGCCAGAACCUGCAGGAUCAUCCAUUGCUGAAUAGUUAUUUCACUGUCAAGUCCAAUUCCACCUUCGACACAGUUUUCCGGAACCCGAACGUCGUCGACGCAAACUUGCAACAGUGGAAUAAGACACGCACGGGACUGUUCACAGAUUCUCUUAUUAACUCGCUUGGAUUCGCUCGUCUACCGAACAAUGCGUCAAUUUUCGAGAAUUACACAGAUCCUUCUGCAGGACCGAAGUCGGCUCACUACGAGUUACUAUUCGCCGAUGGAUUUGCAACUGCAACCACGCCUGCACCAGAGACAGGGAAUUACAUGUCCAUCAGUUCGGUUGUCAUAGCUCCAGACUCCCGCGGUUCUGUAACUCUGGCUUCAACCAAUCCGUUCGACUUUCCUCACAUCGAUCCGGCCUUCCUUUCCACACCCGUAGACAGGUUCAUAAUGCUCGAAGCCGUCAAAGCUGUACGAAGAUUCGUCAGUGGUCCUCAAUGGACGGAUUAUAUCAUAGAUCGUUUCGGCGCCGUCAGUGAAGCCAACUCAGAUGACGAUAUCCUCGCGGCGGCAAGACAGAACGUUGUGACGAUCUGGCAUCCAGUCGGAACUGCACGCAUGUCACCUGCGAAUGUUUCAUGGGGCGUUGUUGACCCACAGCUUCGUGUCAAGGGCGCAUCAGGUCUACGAAUUGUUGACGCCUCCAUCUUCCCGGUCAUACCAGCCGCACACACAGUCGCUGCCACGUACAUCGUAUCGGAACGCGCCGCAGACCUCAUCUUGGCAGAGUGGCACUACUAACGGAAGUGGCUGAGUCUGUCUGAAUUGUUGGACACUGGACAGUACUAUUGCCGUCAGCAGAGCCUUAUUACGUAACGGUAUUUUAUGAUGCCUUUAUUUUAAUGAAUUAUGAAAUCUCACUCGCCCCGUUGGUUGAUCAUUCAUGACACCUAUCGUGCCAGAAUUUGAUUCUUUUUACAACUAUAAUCCUGCUCUAAUACAAUAGCAAAAGAGGCCCUUUACUACAAGCC